Messenger RNA from Capsella rubella, 1271 nucleotides. RefSeq names its product WRKY transcription factor 22. Gene Ontology annotation, biological process: regulation of DNA-templated transcription. The coding region runs from base 152 to 1060 and encodes 302 amino acids. Gene Ontology annotation, molecular function: transcription cis-regulatory region binding; DNA-binding transcription factor activity. NCBI's taxonomy places the organism in Eukaryota, Viridiplantae, Streptophyta, Magnoliopsida, Brassicales, Brassicaceae. The transcript has 3 exons. Gene Ontology annotation, cellular component: nucleus. The record is from RefSeq and is a predicted model, not a curated record.
CAACCCAUUUUUUAAUUUUCAACCUCUCACUCUCUUUAUAAACAUCUCUCUCUAACCUUCAAAAGUCAGCGCUCUCUUUUGUCUCCUCUGGCUUCUCUCUUCUCUCCUCAGAGAUUCGAAGCUUUUGUCUACCCCUGAGCUACCAAAUUCAAUGGCCGACGAUUGGGAUCUCCACGCCGUAGUUAGAGGCUGCUCAGCCGUAAGCUCAUCAGCAACUACCUCCACAACCACCGUAUUUUCCGGCGGCGUUUCAUCUCACACGAACCCUACGUUCACCGUCGGAAGACAGAGUAAUGCCGUCUCCUUCGGAGAGAUUCGAGAUCUCUACACGCCGUUCACACAAGAAUCCGUCGUCUCUUCGUUUUCGUGUCUGAAUUACCCAGAAGAACCAAGAAAGACACAGAACCAGAAACGUCCUCUUUCUCUCUCUGCUUCUUCCGGUAGCGUCACUAGCAAACCCACAGGCUCCACUACCUCUAGAUCUAAAAGAAGAAAGAUACAGCAUAAGAAAGUGUGCCAUGUAGCAGCAGAGGCUUUAAACUCCGAUGUCUGGGCGUGGCGAAAGUACGGACAAAAACCCAUCAAAGGUUCACCAUAUCCAAGAGGAUAUUACAGAUGUAGUACAUCAAAAGGUUGUUUAGCCCGUAAACAAGUGGAGCGAAAUAGAUCCGACCCGAAGAUGUUCAUCGUCACUUACACGGCGGAGCAUAACCAUCCAGCACCCACUCACCGUAACUCUCUCGCCGGAAGCACCCGUCAGAAACCAUCUGAUCAACCGAUGACUACUAAAUCUCCCACGACCACGAUCGCCACGUAUUCAUCGUCUCCGGUGACGUCAGCAGACGAAUUUGUUUUGCCGGUGGAGGAUCUAGCGGUGGGGGAAGGUCUCGACGGAGAUGAGGAUCUGUUGUCUCUGUCCGAUACGGUGGUGAGCGAUGAUUUCUUCGACGGGUUGGAGGAAUUCGCAGCCGGAGAUAGCUUUUCCGGGAACUCGGCUCCGGCGUGUUUUGAUCUGUCUUGGGUGGUAAACAGUGCCGCCACGACGACCGGAGGAAUAUGAGUAGAUUACGGCUUAGGAUACUCUUUUUAGGGAAAGAUAUAGGAUGAAGGAAUUAUUCUCGGAUUAUAUGUAAAAAUAGGAAAAAGUAAAAAUGUUCUUUGUUACUUUUUUCGGUUUUAGUUUCUUUCUUCCUAUUGUUUCUAAAAUAUCUUAGAAAGAAAAUUUAAUUUGUAUAUUCCUUAAGCCCCAUAUUCGUUACCGAUUUUUUAAA